AUGGGCGACAAUGAAGGCUUAGGAGAGCCGGGAAGUUCCAUGCAUGGAGUCACCGGGAGAGAGCAGACCUUCGCCUUCUCGGUGGCCUCUCCGAUCGUCCCGACAGACACGACUGCGAAGUUUGCUUUGCCGGUAGACUCGGAACACAAGGCCAAGGUGUUCAAGCUCUUCUCCUUGGCCAACCCCCACAUGAGAACCUUCCAUCUCUCGUGGAUCUCCUUCUUCACCUGCUUCAUCUCCACCUUCGCAGCCGCUCCUCUCGUCCCCAUCAUCCGAGACAACCUCAAUCUCAAAAAAGUCGACAUCGGAAACGCUGGUGUUGCCUCCGUUUCAGGCAGUAUCUUCUCGAGGCUGGUCAUGGGCGCAGUCUGCGACCUUUUGGGACCGAGAUACGGCUGCGCCUUCCUCAUAAUGCUGUCGGCUCCGACAGUGUUUUGCAUGUCGUUUGUGUCCGACGCCGGAGGGUAUCUCGCGGUGCGGUUCAUGAUAGGUUUUUCGCUGGCGACGUUUGUGUCGUGCCAGUACUGGAUGAGCACAAUGUUUAACAGUAAGAUAAUUGGGCUUGCAAAUGGAACAGCCGCCGGGUGGGGGAACAUGGGAGGUGGGGCCACUCAGCUUCUGAUGCCUUUGGUUUAUGAUAUCAUUCGUAAGGCCGGUGCGACGCCGUUUAGUGCUUGGAGGAUGGCCUUCUUUAUUCCUGGUUGGUUUCAUAUUAUUAUGGGCAUUUUGGUUUUGACUCUUGGUCAGGACUUGCCUGAUGGCAACCUCCGUGCUUUGCAGAAGAAAGGUGAUGUUGCCAAGGACAAAUUCUCCAAGGUAAUGUGGUAUGCCGUCACCAACUACAGAACGUGGAUCUUUGUCCUCCUCUAUGGAUAUUCCAUGGGCGUUGAACUUUCCACUGAUAAUGUCAUUGCCGAGUAUUUCUAUGACAGGUUCAAUCUGAAUCUACACACCGCCGGCAUCAUUGCAGCCUCAUUCGGAAUGGCAAACCUGGUGGCCCGUCCUUUUGGAGGCUACGCCUCAGACGUGGCGGGGAGACACUUCGGCAUGAGAGGGAGGCUGUGGACGCUGUGGAUCCUGCAGACAGCAGGGGGAGCGUUCUGCAUAUGGCUGGGACGCGCCAACAGCCUUCCCAUCGCGGUGUUCGCAAUGAUCCUCUUCUCCAUCGGAGCCCAAGCCGCCUGCGGAGCCACCUUCGGCAUCAUCCCCUUCAUCUCCCGCCGAUCCCUGGGAAUCAUAUCAGGCAUGACCGGCGCCGGAGGGAACUUCGGGUCCGGGUUGACGCAGCUGGUGUUCUUCUCGACCUCGAAAUUCUCAACGGCGACAGGGCUAUCACUGAUGGGGGUGAUGAUCAUGGCAUGUACUCUGCCAGUGACUCUAGUGCAUUUCCCUCAAUGGGGAAGUAUGUUCCUUCCUCCAUCUAAAGACGUAGCAAAGUCAACGGAAGAGUCAUACUACGGAUCCGAGUGGACUGAGGAAGAGAAACAGAAGGGUUUGCACCACAACAGCAUCAAGUUCGCUGAGAAUUCCCGAUCGGAGCGUGGCCGGCGCGUGGCAUCUGCUCCAACCCCACCGAACACUACUCCUUCCCAUGUUUGA
Morus notabilis is the source of this 1599-nucleotide messenger RNA. Its product is annotated as high affinity nitrate transporter 2.4. Gene Ontology annotation, cellular component: plant-type vacuole membrane; plasma membrane. The transcript is spliced from 3 exons. Gene Ontology annotation, molecular function: nitrate transmembrane transporter activity. The record is from RefSeq and is a predicted model, not a curated record. The coding region runs from base 1 to 1599 and encodes 532 amino acids. NCBI's taxonomy places the organism in Eukaryota, Viridiplantae, Streptophyta, Magnoliopsida, Rosales, Moraceae. Gene Ontology annotation, biological process: nitrate transmembrane transport; cellular response to nitrate.